GCGGCUGUGGGCGGGGCUGCGGGCUGCGGGGCGGGGUGCGGGCGCAGGCCGCAGGAUCCAGGCUCCGCUCCGGCCCACCACGCCGCGUAGUAGAUAUGGCGGGCUCCUGGCUUCCCCGGCAGCUCUUUCUCCAGGGCGUGGCUGCCGUCUUCUUGUUCGCCUUUGCUUCCCUCUACAUGCAGAUCCCUGGCCUCUAUGGCCCCGAGGGCAUCCUCCCUGCGCGGAGGAUGCUGCGGCCCCAGGGCAAGGGGCGCUGGCAACAGCUGUGGGAGACGCCGACGCUGCUGUGGGAAGCGCCGCUGCUGGGACUGGACACAGCCCAGGGCCUGGAGCUGCUGAGCCUGCUGGGCGCAGGGCUGGCUCUGGGUCCACUGCUCCUGCGUCCGCUCCGCCACCCCCUCAUUUACCUGCUGCUCUGGGCUGCCUACCUGUCGGUCUGCCAGGUGGGCCAGGUGUUCCUCUACUUCCAGUGGGAUUCCCUGCUCCUGGAGACAGGCUUCCUGGCUGUGCUGGUAGCCCCAUUGAAGCAGCCCUCCAGCCAAAAACAGGGGGUGCUGGUAGGGGCCUCGGACUUUAAGGGCCAGCCCUUCUGGCUUGUGCGCUGGCUGCUGUUUCGCCUCAUGUUUGCCUCCGGUGUGGUCAAGCUGACCAGCCGCUGCCCUGCAUGGUGGGGACUCACUGCCCUUACCUACCACUAUGAGACGCAGUGUCUACCCACCCCUGCUGCCUGGUUUGCACACCACCUGCCUGUUUGGCUGCAUAAGCUCAGCGUAGUGGCCACUUUCCUCAUUGAAAUCGCAGUGCCCCCUCUGUUCUUCGCCCCCGUUCGCCGCCUGCGAUUGGCUGCCUUCUACUCUCAGGUGCUGCUGCAAGUCCUCAUCAUCAUCACCGGCAACUACAACUUCUUUAACCUACUCACGCUGGUGCUUACCACUGCCCUCCUGGAUGACCAGCAUCUGGGUGCUGAGCCUGGGCUCAGCCGCCCCAGGAAGACACCCACCUCCUGGCCCAGGGUCCUGCUGACCAAGCUGUCCUUGCUGCUGGAACUGGCCAUCUAUGGGACGCUGGCCUAUGGCACUGUGCACUACUUUGGCCUAGAAGUUGACUGGCAACAGCACAUAAUCCACUGCAGAACCACCUUCACCUUCCACCAGUUUUCCCAAUGGCUGAAGAUGGUGACACUCCCCACUAUGUGGCUGGGUGCAGCCUCCCUGACCUGGGAGCUGAUGGCUGCACUCUGGAGGUGGGCACAGAUGCAAGGGUGGCGGCAGAAGCUCUGUGCUGCAAUCCAGCUUUCCAUCUGGGGCACUACCACAGUGACCAUGUUCCUCAUUAGCCUGGUGCCCUACUCCUACGUGGAGCCUGGGACCCAUGGGCUCCUGUGGACGGGGGCUCGCCACCUCUUUGGCACCGUGGAACACCUGCAGCUGGCCAACUCAUACGGCCUAUUCCGUCGGAUGACUGGUCUGGGUGGGCGGCCUGAGGUGGUGCUGGAAGGCAGCUACGAUGGACACCACUGGACAGAGAUUGAGUUCAUGUACAAGCCUGGAAACGUGAGCCGCCCACUCCCCACUGUGGUGCCCCAUCAGCCGCGCCUCGACUGGCAGAUGUGGUUUGCAGCCCUCGGCCCACACACGCACAGUCCUUGGUUCACCAGCCUGGUGCUCCGCCUGCUGCAGGGCAAGGAGCCAGUGAUUCACCUAAUCCAGAAUGAUGCUGCCCAGUACCCCUUUCACAAGCAGCCACCCACCUACAUCCGAGCCCAGCGCUACAAAUACUGGUUCUCUCAGCCUGGGGAGCAGGGCCGCUGGUGGCGCCGCCAGUGGGUGGAGGAAUUCUUCCCAUCUGUGUCCCUGGGGGACCCCAACCUGGAGAGGCUGCUGCAGCAGUUUGGACUUCAGGACAAGACUCCGCCCCGGCACCGAAGCUCUAGCCACAUGCUAGCCCAGGCCCUUCACUGGGUACGGACCCAGCUGUCAACCCUGGAGCCCCCAAACCUGCUCUGGGGACUCUUGGGAGCUGUAGGUGCUGUGAAAGUCGUGCAGGCCCUGCUGGCUUCUUGGUUGCCUCAGUCCUCCCUCCUGACCAGAGAAGAGAAGCACAAAUUGAUCCCCAAAAAGGAGUCAGGACCUGCAUCCACACAAGCCACGCCCACCCCCAACAACUGUAGCAGUAGCUCCGGGACCCCCAGGAGGAAAACAUAGCUUUGUGUUCUCAUGUAGCCUCUGAGGGUUGGGUCCCUGCAGGGCUCCAACCUGCAGCAGGACACUGUCCUGCCACUGUGCCUUAGUCAAUCAUGCCAGGAACCACUCAGGCUGGGUACUGCUCACUGAGGGUGCUGGCUUCUGGGUGCUGCCCAAGACUUGCUGUCCCCUCGUGUCCACUACCCCAGGCUGUAGAGGUCUGAAUCUGGAGUCCUCAGCUGUAGUUCUUGUGUGAAAGGGACAUGGGACCCACUGAGGACAACAGUGAAGGGGUGCACUGCAUUGUGGUCUCCACCCAGC
Messenger RNA from Octodon degus (degu), 2504 nucleotides. RefSeq names its product lipase maturation factor 2 (gene Lmf2). Gene Ontology annotation, cellular component: endoplasmic reticulum membrane. Gene Ontology annotation, biological process: protein maturation. Lineage: Eukaryota; Metazoa; Chordata; Mammalia; Rodentia; Octodontidae. The coding region runs from base 96 to 2204 and encodes 702 amino acids. The record is from RefSeq and is a predicted model, not a curated record. The transcript is spliced from 14 exons.